AGACAUGAUAACAAAAUAAGAUGGCUGACCAACGAAACAAAUAAAGCGCCGUUGUAAAUAACAAAUGGUUCAAACACGUUUUAAAACGAAAUUUCUUUAAAAAGCAGCCACUACACGGAAUUCUGGAAUCGCCUCGGUAUUGGUGUUUCGUGUUUCCACAGUGUGGAAUCAUUGUAGUGACGGGCAACGUGCAGUGGUGCAUUCCAAGCCACGAUUCAUCGUUGAAUGCGUCACGCGUGUGCAUGAUCAUUGAGAAGAGCAAUUAAGGAAGGAGCGAGCUGAGAAUUACAAAUCGCCAGGAUGCAAUUGCGAAAGCAAGAUUACCUCGCGUUACAUCUCCGCUUACGGCUCGCCUAGCUCCUCAUGCUAGUCUCGUCUUCCGAAUUGCUUGAAACACAGCAUGAAGGAGAUGCUUGGAGGGUGCUGCGUGUGUUCUGAUGAGAGGGGUUGGACUGAAAAUCCAUUAGUGUAUUGUGAUGGCCAAGGUUGUACCGUUGCUGUACACCAAGCUUGUUAUGGUAUCGUUACGGUACCUACAGGACCAUGGUAUUGUAGGAAAUGUGAGUCGCAGGAACGUAGUGCUCGUGUGCGCUGUGAAUUAUGUCCAAGUCGAGAUGGAGCUCUUAAGAGGACAGAUCAAGCCGGAUGGGCACAUGUGGUCUGUGCUCUUUAUAUUCCAGAAGUUAGAUUUGGUAACGUAACAACAAUGGAACCAAUUAUUUUACAAUUGAUACCAUCUGAAAGAUUCAGUAAGUCAUGUUACAUUUGUGAAGAACAAGGAAGAGGUAGUAGAGCAAAUGUAGGAGCCUGUAUGCAGUGCAACAAGACUGGCUGCAGGCAGCAAUUUCAUGUUACUUGUGCUCAGGCUCUUGGUUUGCUCUGUGAAGAAGCUGGCAAUUAUUUAGACAAUGUGAAAUAUUGUGGAUAUUGUCAACAUCAUUAUUCAAAAUUGAAAAAAGGUGGUAAUGUAAAAACAAUACCACCUUAUAAACCAAUACCUGCUGAUAAUGGUUCAUCAGAUUCAUCUCCUGAAAAGGAAGCAGAAACCCCGAUAAAAUCUUCAUCUAGUGGUAAACGAAAGAGUUCCAGCUCUAAAUCUGCUACAAAUUCUAAAAACAAAUCAAAUACUAGUCCAAGUCUAGAAAUAAAUGGCGUUGCUGAUGAUAAAAGCAGUAGCGGCCGUAAUACACCCAAAGACAACACCACAAAUUCCAGUAAAUUCACCACUUCCAAUUUCGUAGAAACGAUUGUCACGCAAUCGGAGAGUGUAUUUGGACAUGACGGAACAACGUCUACCACUGCCACUAUGGCAGCAACAAUUAAAUCUGGAUCGAAUUCAAGCUCUGGUCACAAAAAUAGUGGACAAACGAAAUCAAAUUCUUCAUCAUCGAACAAGACUUCGAGUCACAGUAAAAAGAGAAAGACAGGGGCACGAACACCGACUGUAAUAGGAAACGAAAAUUCAAAUCAAUCGGUCAGUUCUGAAGCCAGUGGUUCAGUUGUAGUUGCCGUCAGUUCUGUUAUGCAGCAAGCUGUAUCGAGUAAUAAUGUACAAACAACUAUAACGGAAGCUACAAGUUUAAGUACGACCACUGAACCAGAAAAAUCAAAAAAGUUAAAGGUGGAAAGUCCCAUUCAAUCAUCAUCAAACACCCCAGUCACUACCGAAGUGACUACUACACCUGUGAUAAUGGCAGUAACACAAUCUCAAUCAUCAAUUGUUACUCAGUCACCAACAACUACUUCAAAUAGUAUAGUAGUAUCAGUUCCAUUGACUGCAACUUCGUUAUCUAGUACAGUGCAGAGUGUGGUAACAAGUGCUCCAACUCUAUAUCAACAGUUGCAACAAAGUAUCAUAACUACCGCAGCCGCUACAGAAGCCAGAACGAGUGUUAUGUCGAAUUCAGAAAGAUUUAUCACAGAAGAAACUCCAGCUAAAAGAUCUCGUUCUCAAUCAUCAGAUAAGCAAGAAAAACCUCGUAAACCAAAACGUGGGUCAUCAAAUAGUCAGCCAGCAUUACCACAAGUACAACCACAAACACAACAACAAUCUCAAUCUACCGCUUCAUCUGUAGUAACAUCAGUAUCUAGCAGUGCAGUAGUAACAACAUCCAAAAGAGGAGCAAGAAGUAAUCAUCAAACUCCUCCACCUGCUGUAACUGUAGCACCUGUACCAUCUAUUAUUCAAGGACCAACACUGAGCAGUGGGCAUUUUAGUAGUAUUGGCUCUAGUUCUACGAAUACUAUGGGUCCUACAGUCAAAGAAUCUCCUCCAAGUAGUCCAGGUUCUGAAAGUAUGAGUAGUAAUGGACCAGGAAGGAGAAAAAGGAAAAGUGCAAGUGCGGCUUCUACAACACCAACACCUUCUGCAUCUAGUACUCCAACACUUACGAAUCCGAAAGAAGAAAAAGAUGUAAAAUUAUUUCAGAAUGGAGUUAGUGCACCACAUAUGUUAGGAAAUCAGUUAAAUCCAACCUCUACAAUGGCACAAAAAAUGUCUGAUACCCUUUCCCAAGAAUUAGAAGCUCAUUCUAUUUUUACAGAAGCUAGUAAUUCUACAACAAAUUUAGUUGGUCCACAAUUACAUAGUCGAGUAAUUGCAUCUAUACGGUCGAAUCAAACAGGUGCACCACCCACGUCAUUUUCUUCAGUUUUUAACUCUUCUAACAAUACAAACACUAAUACAAGCACUACCACUAAUGCUAGUACAACCAAUACCGGUUCUUUAGGCGGUGGAGCAAUACCCCAAACACUUGACCAACUUUUAGAAAGACAAUGGGAGCAAGGAAGUCAAUUCCUGAUGGAGCAAGCCCAGCACUUUGACAGUGAGUUCGCUUCUCUACUUUCUUGUCUUCAUCAAUUGAGAGCGGAAAAUCUUAGGUUAGAGGAACAUGUAAAUAGUCUUCUACAAAGAAGAGAUCACCUAUUGGCUGUGAAUGCUAGACUUGCAAUUCCUUUGACAACUCAACCUAGUGCACACCCAGUGAACAAUAUACAUCCAACAGUCAACCCAUCGCACCCCAAUGUCCCACAUCCCGAUGUUCCACCUGGAGCCGCGGCCCCUGUUCCAAGAGUUACUAGGGAACCACGAGUAAACAACACAUAUAUGCCUCAUUCGAGUUCCAGUAAUCAUUCUACGACGUUAGAAAAUGGUUUACCUCCAGAUCCAUCUCCUCCAGCUGCAGCUUCAUUGUCACAAUAUCAGCAUCGAACGUCGUUAAUUGCACCUCAACCAAGUCCAACAAUCAGACACAGCCCAGCUGGAAAUGCAUAUCAUCAAGGACAACCUAGUAAUAUAGUAUCUCCGGCACCGGCUAGUAAUUCUAGUGUAGUGAGAAACUCAUCUGUUACACCGGAUCCUCUACGUGGAGUACCAAGAUCAGUGCCACAAUCGUCGAGCAAUUAUAUGCCUUCAAUGUAUCAACCUACAAUGUCCAGUCUGACAAGUAAUCAAGUAGGUAAUGUUCAUAAUCUUCAUUCGCAUGGACCUUCUCCACCCAGUCAUGGACCACCAGGAAAACCCAGCUGAAGAUAGGUGGAAAGCAAGGAAAAAUAUACUGCGUCCGAUGACAGUAGACGCGGUGAGGUGUCAUCGCCGUCCGAGGCGUGCUACCAUCUUUAAAAAUGAACAGAGGGAAGUCGUUUAUCCUUCGUGCUUCUUUGCUAAUUGGUUCGAUCUUUGAUUGGUCUCUGAUCAAUAAGUGUGAUCAGUUCUAUAAUUCAAUAUCUAUUGACUGGUAAAGUAAUAUAAAAUAUUAACCAAAAGAAAACAUUUGCAUUUAUCAAUAAUUGUAAUUCACAUUUUUAUUGUUUUUUUGAUGAAUUUCGAGAACAAUUACCUAUCUAUUUAAAGUUAGAUUAGUUCUAUAAUAAAUAUAGGAUAAUAGAGGCCUUGCAAAUUCGAACGAAGAAGCAAUUUAGAAAUAGAGAUUUUUUUCUUUCUUUUCUCUCUCUUUCUCUUUCUCUCUGUCUUUCUCUCUCUUUUUCUCUUUCCUUUGGUUGCACGUCAUCGAGCACGUCUGAGACAAUCUUAAGAUCAUCAUUAUCCAUCAUUGUCAUCGAUAUUGUAUGAUGAAACAGUAAAUCCGCAGAUGUACAAAUUGUAGAUUGUAAGUUAAUCGCGACUAAUAGCAAUAAUGAUUAUGAAGUUAGAUGUACAUUUUACAAAAAAAAAAAAAGAAAGAAAGAAAUCAUGUGUGAGUCUGGUGGUACGACAAGGUCACUCAUUUUUUCUAUAAAGACAUCUUUUUCUAAAUGUUUCACUAUUAUUUUAAUAGAAAUUUAUUUUGCGGAUUUCUUUUAGUAAGCUCGCAAAAGAUAAAAUUAAAAUUGUAAAUAUUUUGUAAUUGACCCAUUUCACGACCUAACCGAUGUAUAUUUUAAUCUUAUAUGUGUAUAUAUAUAUACGUAUAUAUAUAUAUAAAACGUACAAUAUACUUAGCAUAUAAUUUGAGCACUGCCUUCCAUCAAUGAAAUGGCCGUGAAAUGGGUCGAAGAAGUUAUUUUUAUUCAUAGAAUAAUGGUUCUUAUGGUUUCUUCAGAGCGGUUAAUCGAACUACGAUCAUUAGAUGGGAAUUAAGAAAACAAUUGAAGUUAUGUCUAAAUGGAAUAUUAUUACGCGCUUCGUUUUCGCAUAAAAAAAUCCAUUUGCGAUUGUUCUUGGUUAUAUCUUGCCUUUUUUAAUGGCAGCACAUUUUAUUUGGAUUCUUAUUCUAUCAAUAAUAUAAAAUUUCGACUUUUGUCGAUAUGAGAGACGUAAUCAAAAAAAAUAAAUAAAUAAAUAAAUAAAAAAAAAUAAAAAUAAAAAAAAAUUAAAAAAAAAAAUUGAUAAUUUUAGCUCGAAAUUGGAGCUAUUUGUAUUAAUGAAAUUCUAUUCGUUAAAAAUUAAGAGUUAUAUACAAUAAGGAGAAUAAUCUUUUGUCUCUCAGUUCGUCAAAAUAAAUAAAAAAAAAUUUUCAUUUAAGAAUUAUCUAUAUUUUAACGUUAAAAUAUGAAUUUAGUUUUGUUUUUUUUUUUUUUUUUUAAUUAAUAUCUAGCUAGUAAGGAUUUUUACACUAAUCUUUUUUAUUCUGUUGUAGGAAAUAAAAUUUUAAAACGAAAAAGUCAAUGUUACCAUGUUGUGUUCUCAAUUGGAAAGUAUUAUUUUUAUGGACGGACAAUUUUCGAUAAUGAAAAAUAACGAAUGUUCGUAAGGAAUCCGGAAAAACCACUAGGCUUACUUAGUAUGAUAAAUGCGGCAUCAAGCGUUCACGUCACCACUCAGGGAAAAAUCGAUUUGUUAAAAUUCUAUCGAAUUUUCUUCAUGUCACAUCAAUUGUAGCGAGCACUAGAAGAACACUAUUUCAUAUCAUACAUUCAUUUUUGAAUCCAAAGAAAUUAUUUUACUUUACUUUACUUUAUUGCAUUAUAUUCUUAGUAGUGCUUAAGCGUCGAAUAAUAAAUUAUUUCGAGUUGUUUUCAUGAAACGAAAAAUUUUUAAGCUUUUUAAAAAUUUUUUCUUUUUUAUUUAUGAAAAUUUAUAUAUUAUUUUUAAGGUAUACGUAUAGUGUUCAAUGCUACAAUUUGAAGAAAAUAAUAUUCACAAUUGAUGAUUUAUAAUCGAAAGUAUAUGAAAUGGUUUCCAAAAAAAAAAAAAAAAAAAAAUCAAGUGAUUAUUGAAGACAACACAGUGCGUUUUUAUCGACGAAGAAUAUUUUAUGCGUUUAUUAUCUCAAUGUAACGUUGCUGUACUUUUUUAAGAUAAUAUACAUUACGAUAGAAGGGCAAGAAGGAAUGAGAGAGAGGAAAGAGCAAAAAAAAAAGAAAAGGCGAGAACAAAGCGUGUAUAAGUGAAAAGUGUUGAAAACAAAAAGAGAGCAGUUAAUAAUAUUUUUACACAGCAGACCGUGCCAAAUUUUUGCAAUCGAAUCAUUGAACUCCCUUGAAACUCUUGAGCAACACGUGCCUAAGUAACUUGUUGUUUAAAAUCUUGGGACUGGAAUUGUUUUAUUGCGAUGAUGGAGAGAAAAAAAAAAAAGAAUGAAAUUUAAACAUUGCUCCUUUUUUUUUUUUUUUUUUUUUUUAAUGCUCUCAUUUAUUUUGUGUUCAUUUUUAAAAUUCUUCGUGUACAAAUAAAUUAUUGUGUUCCUAAUCCGCAGUGGAUCGACUGUCAGAGAUUUUUUUUUUCGCUCGAAAAUUUAACUUUAAUUUGACCAAAGUCUUUUCUAAUUCUAGGCUGCAUUGGAUCUAUAUAGAAAAGAUAAAAACGGAAAUGUUUUUAUGCUUGAAGUAAAACAAAAUUCUUUUUCUCGGACAAAAAUUUCAAAUAAAUGUUUUUUUUUUUUUUUUUUUUUUUUUUUUUGUUAAAUUUUGUAUAAAUUCAAUGCGAGCCUGUUCAUUAGACUUUUCUAUUCGCUUGUAGUUUAAUUGUAACUUAAAUAUUUGGUACCUAUAUAACUUAUGUACACAAGAAUCAUGCGUUUUAGGGUAGAUACGUAUGUAUCGUUAGAUUUGUUCGUAUUAAGGACUUUGUACGCUCAUGAUAAUGACAAGAUAAUUAUUCAAAAAUGAAGCGAAACGAUGAGCAAAAACUAUUUAUUGGAUAAAUUAAUUGCAGACUGCUCGAGUGCACUGGAAAGAGAGACCACGUAGUCCCAGUUUGAUGAGAUAAAAAUGAAUUUGUUUCCCAGCCGUGGCGACAUUAAAAAAAGACAAUUCAAACAAUUGUAAAUCAUGAAAUCACAAUGUCCAAGCGGCAGCAAUGCUUUGAUUGGCCGAAAUAUUGGCACAGAUUCAUAUAUAUAUAUAUAUAUAUAUAUAUAUAUAUAUAUGUAGGCAUUUUGAUACUCGAGAUCUCUUCGCUAAGAAUCAUUGUUGGACAAUUGAAUGUAAUGAUAAAAGGAAAAAGAAAAAGGAAAAAAAAAAAAGAGAAAUGAAAAAAGGAAAAAAAAAAAAAAAAAUAUGUGUGCAAGUGAAACCAAACUUGUCGCCGUUUGUGAAGCGUGUUUUCAUUUUUCUACGAGAGUUAGCUAAUAUCCCUCCCGCGUCUCUGGACGAAACGAACAGGCUAAUAAGUAAUAAUUCAUUGUAAUAUAAUUGUAAUACAUAGAAAGAAGAAACAAUAGCUAGAGAAUGAGAAGGAGAUGAAUUUAUUUUCUCGUCUCUCGAAUGCACUUGUCGGUUUUCCCAAGAAGCGUGCCGAUUUAUACUUUAUACUGGAUAUUGGAUAUAUUUGUAAAAAGAUUGAAAGUGAGAUAUUUUCAUUUUCACUUUUUUUUUCUUUCUUCUUUUCUUUUCUUUUCUUUUCUUUGGGACAGCCUACAAGUUAUAGAAAGCGCUAGCUAUCCGUGUAAAAAGAUGAAAGAGUGGAGAACACUUUGAAGGUUGCCGCGUCCUCCGGUAAUAAUCUUUUGUAUAUUUUCAAGUGAGAAAUGAGCAGCUAAAAAUCCGGGGCUGCUCCGUGGCUAAUUUACCUUUAAAUUGUCCUCGUGUUGUAACGUAUGUUUUUUAUCUUAAGGAAAAUGAGGGAAAGGAAUAUGUCGAGCGAAUAUGCCAUAUAUGUUUCCACAUGGAUGGAAAAAAAAGUUUUCUUAUGGGAGAAAAGGCUGAUUGUUUUUUUUUUUUCUUUUUUUUAAAUUGUGUUUAACGUAAUAAUUUUUUCUGGUGACAUCGUCCACCCCUAACAGGUAUCCCUGAAUUUAAUUAGGAAUUAGUAGUAUUAGGAUUGUUAUUUUAAUUUUUGUAUCAUUAAGUUAUGGGAAAAAAUUUCAAACUUAAGACUUGGAGUUUUUGAUCAUAAUUUUUUCAUAUUGUUGUUAUGAAAUCUGCUCAAGAUUAUAAAUAAUCACUGGGUGCUCAAAAGUUAUCUUGAAAUGUAGAAUAUUUUACAACUUUAUUUAAUAAAUUUUUAAUAUACAAUUAUAUAAGAAAAAGUAUAAGUAUAUAUUCACUUCUUCUUUAUCUCUAUAAAAUUUAUAGAGUAUGAAUAUAUGUUAAUUUCUAUAUGAAGGAUGUAUUUACACAAAAAAUUAAGAAAUAAGGGAAACUAUUGAUUUAAAUUCAGGAACCAACACUACUAGGCUAAGAUCCUUGUCUCGAAUUGGAUAUAUUAAUAGAAACUUUCACUUUUAUAUUUGUAUCUAUUAAGAUUAACACAAGAUUUGUCGAAUUGAAACAAAAGGAAUGAAGGGAUGGACGAAAGCUCACAAAAUAAAAAAAAAAAGAAAAAAGGUUUAUCCUGACGACAUUGAUGCUAUAUAAUCGUAUAUAGUUCUUGAACUUUUCCUCUGCUUUUCAUUCUCUGUUUAAAGAAAAUGCAGACGAAAGUUCCGUGAAAUUAUUGUUCAUAUUGUUGAUGCACGAUGUCCUCAAAAUUGUCGUCUCGGAGUCGCGUGGAUCGGUUCCAAAUCCAGGGAUGUAAAUCUGUGCGAUACGAUUUUGUAAUGUAAUUGUGCAUACGGAAGCAUGUAAUAAAAAAUGAGUAAACGAUGA
Messenger RNA from Apis mellifera (honey bee), 8469 nucleotides. RefSeq names its product protein AF-10 (gene Alh). Bases 401 to 3529 code for a protein of 1042 amino acids. Lineage: Eukaryota; Metazoa; Arthropoda; Insecta; Hymenoptera; Apidae. The transcript has 13 exons. Gene Ontology annotation, cellular component: nucleus. The record is from RefSeq and is a predicted model, not a curated record. Gene Ontology annotation, molecular function: nucleosome binding; histone binding. Gene Ontology annotation, biological process: regulation of transcription by RNA polymerase II.